ACAAAACCAAAGCUUGAUGGAGCCCAACUCGAUAAAGCUUUUGACAUUCAAUGUCUGGGGAUUGAAGUAUGUGUCCAAGUUCCGCAAGGAACGUAUAGCAGGGAUAGUGCACAAGCUUCGCGACCCAUCCGAGGACUACGAUGUCAUCGCCUUGCAGGAGGUAUGGUGUGAAGAAGACUGGCAGUUGAUAGAUCACCAGUUGGCAGAUUUGUAUCCAUAUCGAAGAAGAUUCAAAAGUGGGAUCUUGACGGGUCCCGGAUUGGCCAUUCUCUCCAAGAUCCCUAUCAAGGAGUCCUGGCUCUACCGGUUCCCCGUCAAUGGGUUCCCAUCGGCCGUUCAUAGAGGUGAUUGGUAUGUGGGUAAGAGUUUGUCAGUGACGACUCUCGCCUAUAACAUCGUGGUUUUGAACAGCCAUAUGCAUGCACCAUACGGCUAUACUGGUCCCAACUCCUACACUUGUUCCAGAUCGUGCCAGGCCUGGGAUAUCAGUAAACUCAUCAAUCUCUUGAAUAAAGCCGGGUACCACAUCAUAUUGGUGGGGGACUUGAACUCAAAGCCUGGAUCGUUGCCAAAUAAGUUGUUCACCCAACAGACAAACCUCCAGGACUCGUGGGAACUUUUCAAGAGUUCCAGUGGCCAGUUGUUGACAAACGAAGAGGUUUCGGUGUUGUCGCCCAAAGACCAGAUUUUGAAAGGAGGAGUCACGUGUGACUCCCAGCUCAACUCUUGGAGGGCAAAGAGGCGGUUGGAUGAGGCGUGCCGGCUCGAUUAUGCGCUUAUCAACCAGUCUUUGGGAGUGGUGGAUGCUUCUGUUAAGUUCGUUGAUAGCUUGCCCGAAGUGGGCUGCUCUUACUCGGACCAUUUUGCAUAUUACGUGGAGUUGAAGCUCGGACCCAAGGCAGAGCCCCAGUCCAGCAUAGAUGCCUCCAAGGGCGAUGUGUGGGCGGUUUAUAAGGAGUUUUUGGCGGAAAUCGAGGUGUACAAAACCCAGAUCUUACCCAGCCAUUUCAAAUGGAGAGAGUACCAUUUCUAUGUUUCCAUAGUGGCGAUUCUUGUGCUUAUUGUCGUGAACUCGAUGAGCUUUGGGCCCUGGACGACGGUGAUCUCGGUGUUGUUGCCAAUUGUGUCCAUUACUGGAGUUAUCAACGGGAUGUUUGCGUUAUUGUGGAUGAGAAGCGAGUUGAGGAAUGUGGGAGAAGUCCAGUUGGAGGUGGAAGAUACGUUGCGGGCCUUGGACACACACGAUUUGAUUGACUUGGAGGUGGUGGGAGUGUAAGAGUUGAGGUGACAGUUGGAUGAGCAUCUCUACAAAUAGGCAAGGAGGCCAAAAAACCAUCCAUAUAUAUACGGGUCCCGUGGUGUUCAUGGCACCCAUAGCAAAAUUCUAAUCACCCGCCUACUGAUAAUGCAUAAUAUUUCAUCC
Molecule: messenger RNA, 1423 nt
Organism: Yamadazyma tenuis ATCC 10573
Lineage: Eukaryota; Fungi; Ascomycota; Pichiomycetes; Serinales; Debaryomycetaceae
Gene: ISC1
Product: phospholipase C type enzyme
Biological process (GO): double-strand break repair
Cellular component (GO): cytoplasm; PML body
Molecular function (GO): single-stranded DNA binding; 5'-tyrosyl-DNA phosphodiesterase activity
Source: RefSeq, a predicted model, not a curated record